AUUUCUGAUUAAAAUGAGACCUCUCCGAGCUCUACACGAUCUUUCUUUGCAAAGUUAUAGAGUUUGCAAGAAAAGCCCUUAAAUUUUCAUUAAGGGUCUCAAACUUAACUCAAAGCUACAGAAAUAAAAAGAAAUUAAUUUAGGGCUUUUGUUGUAAAUUAUAUAACUUUGCAAAGAAAGAUCGUGUAGAGCUCGGAGAGGUCUCAUUUUAAUCAGAAAUCUGCGGGCUACAAUCCUGCCUCAUGAACAGGCUUUGGUUAUUUUUUAGGAGUUUCAGAAAUUCGGUCUCUUAAGACCUAUCGGCCAAAAUGAUUGUUAUAUUAGGAAUCAGUACUCUUGAUUAUCUCUGACCCACAAGGUUUUAGCCCGAAAGCGAUUUGCAACCUGGGGAGAUUCCCUCGUGAAUUGAGUACACCACUAGAUGUAGUUUUCUUAGCACUUAAUCUGAUAGAGAAAAUCUUUUAAACGGUGUUUUUCACGUACUGAUGUUUCUUGUAAGAUAUAAUGACAUCGUUGCAUAGUUCGGAUUUGGAGACUCUCAGUAUAACUGUUGUAACUUUUAAUAAAAGCAUCAUUUGGAACUGGAAAACAUCUCAUUUUAACUAGAAAUAUUUAUUCUACAAACUAAUACCAAUUGAAUCUUUUUCGAUUUCAUUAUUUUGUUGAAAUGGCAAAAUUUCAGAAAAUUACUUAGGUAUCUUACAACAACUUCUUGGAAACCUCUUACAAACAUCAAAAAGAAUAUGAGUUCUUAUAUCAGAUGUCGUGGACUAUCGAACCAUAGGCUUAGCUCAACAUCGAUCUUAUACGGACAAAUCUGUAUUUCUAACAGGGAAGAUCUUAAAUGAGGAGAGAUCUAAAUUUGUUUGCUGUAUAAUACAUUGUUUCAAAACUGCUUUGUGUAUAUAUAAUUGUAGACAAGUCGCGAUAGUCGUACUCCCGUAUGUAAAGAAUGUAUUCCGUGUAAACCGUCACCAUCAGUCGCAUUAAAUAGAACACCGUCAAGUAGAUUAUUUAAAUCAGCCUCAAUGGAUUGGACAAAUAACGACAGAAUAGAAACAUGGUUUGAAAAAGCAAAAACACCAGAUCAGCGUGUCGUUUAUAAGUUUUUGGAAAACAUCAAUAAAAACAAGCAAUUUGAUAAGACAAUUGAUUCAUCAAAUCGAAAAUCAUUAGAUGAUAUCUUAGAAAAUCUAGAAAAAUUUAGAGCAAAAUUUGGUAGUAAUCAUACAGGGAAAAAUGAUCGAUAUACACGUGUAUUUGAGUCGAAGAGUUGGCGUGUUAUGCGUCAUCAAUAUGGGCCGCAUCAAUUUAAUCGUAAUAAUUCGAUUGGUAGCGAUGAUGCUUCAAAAGAUAUACGAAUAGGUUCAGUAUUUACUACCACACGGAGAAAAAAUGAUUCUACAUUUCUACUUUAUCCCGGAUGGGUUUAA
This is a messenger RNA of Didymodactylos carnosus, 1433 nucleotides long. The record is from the annotation of a GenBank genome assembly. Lineage: Eukaryota; Metazoa; Rotifera; Eurotatoria; Philodinida; Philodinidae.